Messenger RNA from Echinops telfairi (small Madagascar hedgehog), 4915 nucleotides. It is a transcript of the gene PBRM1, whose product is annotated as polybromo 1. NCBI's taxonomy places the organism in Eukaryota, Metazoa, Chordata, Mammalia, Afrosoricida, Tenrecidae. The transcript is spliced from 27 exons. Bases 383 to 4915 code for a protein of 1510 amino acids. Gene Ontology annotation, molecular function: protein binding; chromatin binding. The record is from RefSeq and is a predicted model, not a curated record. Gene Ontology annotation, cellular component: RSC-type complex. Gene Ontology annotation, biological process: chromatin remodeling.
AAACUGACAGUUGUUCCAUGUGAGCAAAGGGGCAGGUCAGCAGCACGCGUUCCCCGCGAGGCAUCUGUGACAAGCUUAGAGCAUGUCGGGGUGAAGUGGAAGGAAGAGCUAACAGGGACUGAUGGUGCCUCAGCCCUUGCAGGGGUUUUCUAUGUGCAAGACAAGGGAGCUGCCUGCUUUCUCCCGCUCUGUUAGCUUUCCUUAGCACUUCUACUUGAAUGUGUUCUAUCUACUUGUGCUCAUUUUUACUCCUUCUGACUCUUCCUUUCUAUUUCCCCUUUCUCUGCCUUGUUCUUCUCUUUCAGUUUUGAAUGUACUAACACUGAAUCAGCACUUCUAAAGCCCUGCCUCUCCCACUGGCUGCACUUGGCCUCCAGGCAUAAUGAGGAGACUGGCUUUUCGAGGCGCUGGUUGUGCUCUGGUAAAGCUGAAGAAGUUGGAUUCCAUGGGUUCCAAGAGGAGAAGAGCUACCUCCCCUUCUAGCAGUGUCAGCGGGGACUUUGAUGACGGGCACCAUUCUGUGUCUACACCAGGCCCAAGCAGGAAAAGGAGGAGGCUUUCCAACCUUCCGACUGUAGACCCCAUCGCUGUGUGUCAUGAACUCUACAACACCAUCCGAGACUAUAAAGAUGAGCAGGGCCGGCUCCUCUGUGAACUCUUCAUUAGGGCACCAAAGCGACGAAAUCAGCCAGACUAUUAUGAAGUGGUUUCCCAGCCCAUUGACUUGAUGAAAAUCCAGCAGAAACUGAAAAUGGAGGAGUAUGAUGAUGUUAACCUGCUGACGACAGACUUCCAGCUGCUUUUUAACAACGCCAAGGCUUAUUAUAAGCCAGAUUCUCCUGAGUAUAAAGCUGCUUGCAAACUCUGGGAUUUGUACCUUCGAACGAGAAAUGAGUUUGUUCAGAAAGGAGAAGCAGAUGAUGACGAUGAUGAUGAAGAUGGGCAAGACAAUCAAGGGACAGUGACCGAUGGGUCUUCUCCAAGUUACUUGAAGGAGGUCCUGGAGCAGCUUCUUGAAGCCAUCGUUGUAGCCACAAAUCCAUCAGGACAUCUCAUUAGCGAGCUUUUUCAGAAACUGCCUUCUAAAGUGCAAUAUCCAGACUAUUAUGCAAUCAUUAAGGAGCCUAUAGAUCUCAAGACCAUUGCCCAAAGGAUACAGAAUGGAAGCUACAAAAGUAUGCAUGCAAUGGCCAAAGAUAUAGAUCUCCUAGCAAAAAAUGCCAAAACUUAUAAUGAGCCGGGCUCGCAAGUAUUCAAGGAUGCAAAUUCAAUUAAAAAAAUAUUUUAUAUGAAAAAGGCAGAAAUCGAGCAUCAUGAAAUGUCAAAGUCAAGCCUUAGAAUAAGAACUGCAUCAAAUCUGGCUGCAGCCAGGCUCACGGGUUCUUCUCACGGUAAAGGCAGCCUUAGUGAAGAAAGAAAUUCCUCUAGCAAGUAUUACCGCAACAAAAGAGCCGUCCAAGGGGGCCGUCUGUCAGCAAUCACCAUGGCGCUUCAGUACGGCUCGGAGAGUGAAGAGGAUGCUGCUUUGGCUGCUGCUCGCUAUGAAGAAGGAGAAUCAGAAGCAGAGAGCAUUGCUUCCUUCAUGGAUGUUUCGAACCCUUGUUACCAACUUUAUGACACAGUUAGGAGCUGUCGGAAUAACCAGGGUCAGCUCAUAGCUGAACCUUUCUUCCAUUUGCCCUCAAAGAAAAAGUACCCUGACUAUUAUCAGCAAAUCAAAGUGCCCAUAUCCCUGCAACAGAUCAGAACCAAACUAAAGAACCAAGAGUAUGAAACCUUAGAUCAUUUGGAGUGCGAUCUGAAUUUAAUGUUUGAAAAUGCCAAACGCUACAAUGUUCCCAAUUCCGCCAUCUACAAGCGAGUUCUCAAGUUGCAGCAGGCCAUGCAGACAAAGAAGAAGGAGCUUGCUAGGAGAGACGACAUUGAGGACGGAGACAGCAUGAUCUCUUCUGCCACCUCUGAUACUGGUAGUGCCAAAAGGAAAAGCAAAAAGAACAUAAGAAAACAGCGAAUGAAAAUUUUAUUCAAUGUUGUUCUUGAAGCUCGAGAACCAGGUUCGGGCAGAAGACUUUGUGAUUUAUUUAUGGUUAAACCAUCCAAAAAGGAUUACCCAGACUAUUAUAAAAUCAUCUUGGAGCCAAUGGACUUGAAAAUAAUUGAGCAUAAUAUUCGCAAUGACAAAUACGCUGGAGAAGAAGGAAUGAUAGAGGAUAUGAAGCUGAUGUUCCGGAAUGCCAGACACUACAACGAGGAGGGCUCCCAGGUAUACAACGAUGCACACAUCCUGGAGAAGCUGCUCAAGGAUAAGAGGAAAGAGCUGGGCCCGCUGCCUGAUGAGGAGGACAUGGCCUCUCCCAAGCUCAAGCUGAGUAGGAAAAGUGGCAUUUCUCCUAAAAAGUCCAAAUACAUGACUCCCAUGCAGCAGAAACUGAAUGAGGUCUACGAGGCUGUGAAGAACUACACGGAUAAGAGGGGCCGCCGCCUCAGCGCCAUCUUUCUGAGACUUCCCUCCAGGUCCGAGCUUCCCGACUACUACCUGACCAUCAAGAAGCCCAUGGACAUGGAGAAAAUUCGAAGCCACAUGAUGGCCAACAAGUACCAAGACAUGGACUCCAUGGUGGAGGACUUCGCCAUGAUGUUCAAUAACGCCUGCACGUACAAUGAGCCGGAGUCCCUCAUCUACAAAGACGCCCUCGUCCUACACAAGGUCCUCCUGGAGACUCGCACAGCCCUAGAGGGGGACGAGGGCUCGCAUGUGCCAAACGUGACCUUGCUGAUCCAAGAGCUGAUCCACAAUCUUUUUGUGUCCGUCAUGAGUCACCAGGAUGACGAGGGAAGGUGCUAUAGCGACUCCUUAGCAGAAAUUCCUGCUGUGGACCCCAGCUUUCCCAACAAACCUCCCCUUACCUUUGACAUCAUUAGGAAGAAUGUUGAAAAUAAUCGAUACCGGCGGCUUGAUUUGUUUCAAGAACAUAUGUUUGAAGUACUGGAAAGAGCAAGAAGGAUGAAUCGGACAGAUUCGGAAAUCUAUGAAGAUGCAGUGGAACUUGAGCAGUUUUUUAUUAGAAUCCGAGAUGAGCUCUGUAAAAAUGGGGAGAUCCUGCUGUCACCAGCACUCAGCUACACGACGAAACAUUUGCAUAAUGAUGUGGAGAAAGAGAAAAAGGAAAAACUACCCAAGGAAAUAGAAGAAGAUAAGCUAAAACGAGAAGAAGAAAAAAGAGAAGCUGAAAAGAGUGAAGAUCCCUCAGCUGCUGCAGGGCCGUCGGGCCUGCAUCGCACGUACAGCCAGGACUGCAGCUUUAAGAACAGCAUGUACCAUGUUGGAGAUUACGUCUACGUGGAGCCUGCGGAAGCUAACCUGCAGCCACACAUAGUCUGUAUCGAGAGGCUGUGGGAAGACGCUGCUGGUGAGAAGUGGUUAUAUGGCUGUUGGUUUUAUCGGCCAAAUGAAACAUUCCAUCUGGCUACACGAAAAUUUCUAGAAAAAGAAGUUUUUAAAAGUGACUAUUAUAAUAAAGUGCCCGUUAGUAAAAUUCUAGGCAAAUGUGUGGUUAUGUUUGUCAAGGAAUACUUUAAGUUAUGCCCCGAAAACUUUCGAGAUGAGGAUGUUUUUGUGUGUGAAUCACGAUAUUCUGCCAAAACCAAGUCAUUUAAGAAAAUUAAACUAUGGACCAUGCCCGUCAGCUCGGUGAGGUUCGUCCCUCGGGACACGCCGCUGCCUGUGGUCCGAGUAGCCUCCGUGUUUGCAAACGCUGACAAGGGGGAUGAUGAGAAGAACACGGACAACUCGGAGGACAGUCGAGCAGAAGACAGUUUUAACUUGGAAAAGGAGAAGGAAGACGUCCCUGUAGAAAUGUCCAAUGGGGAGCCAGGUUGCCACUACUUCGAGCAGCUCCGUUACAAUGACAUGUGGCUGAAGGUCGGUGACUGUGUCUUCAUCAAGUCCCAUGGCCUGGUGCGCCCUCGAGUGGGCAGAAUCGAAAAGGUGUGGGUCCGAGAUGGCGCCGCGUAUUUCUAUGGCCCAAUCUUCAUUCACCCAGAAGAAACGGAGCAUGAGCCCACAAAAAUGUUCUACAAGAAAGAAGUGUUUCUGAGCAAUCUGGAGGAAACCUGCCCCAUGACAUGUGUUCUCGGAAAGUGUGCUGUGUUAUCAUUCAAGGACUUCCUCUCCUGCAGGCCUACCGAGAUCUCAGAAAAUGACAUCCUGCUCUGUGAGAGCCGCUACAAUGAGAGCGACAAGCAGAUGAAGAAGUUUAAAGGAUUGAAGAGGUUCUCGCUCUCUGCUAAAGUGGUGGAUGAUGAAAUUUAUUACUUCAGGAAACCAAUCGUCCCUCAGAAGGAGCCCUCGCCUCUAUUGGAAAAGAAGAUCCAAUUGCUGGAAGCUAAAUUCGCGGAGUUGGAAGGUGGAGAUGAUGAUAUUGAAGAGAUGGGAGAAGAGGAUAGUGAGGUCAUUGAACCUCCUUCUCUCCCUCAACUUCAGACCCCUCUGGCCAGUGAGCUGGACCUCAUGCCCUACACACCCCCACAGUCUACGCCAAAGUCUGCCAAGGGCAGUGGGAAGAAGGAAGGCUCCAAGCGGAAAAUCAACAUGAGUGGCUACAUCUUGUUCAGCAGUGAGAUGAGAGCUGUGAUCAAGGCCCAGCACCCUGACUACUCUUUCGGGGAGCUCAGCAGACUGGUGGGGACAGAAUGGAGAAACCUCGAGACCGCCAAGAAGGCAGAAUAUGAAGAGCGGGCAGCUAAAGUUGCUGAGCAGCAGGAGAGAGAGCGAGCAGCCCAGCAACCGCAGCCGAGUGCUUCUCCCCGAGCAGGCACCCCUGUGGGGGCUCUCAUGGGGGUGGUGCCACCACCAACACCAAUGGGGAUGCUCAAUCAGCAGUUGACACCUGUUGCAGGUAAAAACAGGAGCUAA